Spodoptera littoralis (African cotton leafworm) is the source of this 5752-nucleotide messenger RNA. The record is from the annotation of a GenBank genome assembly. Lineage: Eukaryota; Metazoa; Arthropoda; Insecta; Lepidoptera; Noctuidae.
UGAUAAUGAGGUGAAUGAAACUGAUGAAGUUUGAAACUUUGAAGUGAUGAUGACAUUCUCUAUUUUGACAUCUGGUAGACUCACUGAUGUGAGGGGAUUGUGAUGUGACUAAAAUUAUUAUAAAAUACAUAAAUAAAGAUUUAAUUUCGUAUACGUAAUGUGCAAAUGUCUAUAAAUGUAACUCUUACUAAAGAAUGAAAUAGCACUUUUAACUAUUCUAUCAUGGAUCAUCAGGAAUCAUCGGGUCAAGAUGGUAGUCUGAAGAAGACUUCAAUUGAUGAAUUAGGCAGAGAUGAAUUAAUAACCAAAUGCAAAGGAUUUCUAGUGAUAGCUCAAAAAGCUAAAGUCGCCAAGACAGAGUUACAAAAUGAACUUGAUGGGUGCAAAAAACUUCUUGAAAAAUAUGAAAAGGAAAAAAAUGCCAGUUCAGAGAAUAUCAAAACUCUACAAGAAUUGGUUGAUUCAUUGACAGAGCAAAAACUGAAUUUUAUUACUGAAGUGGAUUCAGCCCAAAGUAAGAUUAAAGCACUUAACAAUAAGUGUAUCAGCUAUGAGGAAGACAUUAAUACUUACAAAAGUGAUUUGAUUGUGAAAGAUAACAUAAUAGCUGAAAUAAAUCAAAAGUUAUCUGAUCUUGAUAUAGAAGUUACUUCACUAAGAAGACAGAACAAUCGGCUAUUGGAAGAAAAUGAACAACUGUUGAGUCAACUCACUGAGUUUGAAGCUAGAGCUGCAGAGUUUAAUAAUAUUGGAAUGCAACAGAGAGAACAACUUAAAAUUUUAGAAGAGAGUGUGCAUACAGAAGACCAAUAUAAAACCCAAAUUGAAGAAUUAAAGAGUCAAAUUCAACACUUAGAGAAUAAAAUUCAAAGUAAUGUAGACUUUGAAGCUAAAUUUAUUGAGGCAAAUGAAUUGUUUGAGUCUGAAAAGGCUAAAAAAGAAAAGGCUAAUGUCAAAUUAAGGAGUUAUAAAGACAAAAUUUUAAAAUGUGCUGCAUGCAUUAAUCAAUUGAAAAACUCAAGAUUUAUCUUGGCAAAAACAGUCAAAGAAUAUUCUGAGAACAUUCCUAAAUGGCAAAAUGAUAUCAUAAAUGCAUCAAAAGUGCUUGAUAAUCAGAUUAAUGAACUAAGCAGUGAAAAUAUUACUUUAAAAGAAAAACUUGUGGAACUAGAAAAACAACUAAAUGAAUUGAAACAAACAAGUAUGGAGAAUAGUGUUAUUGAUUCACAAAUAUCUAUUUUAACUCAAGAGAACAUGGCAUUCAAAGACAAAGUAUCUGAAUUAGAACAACAAUUAAGGAGUUGUGGUGAUGAAAUCACUAAGCUCAAAUUUGAUCUCGGUGAGAAAGCAAACAAACUGGAAGAGUAUAAAUUACAGGAGGAAAGAUUUAACGAUUGUAACCUUAAGCUAGUUGACACAAGUAAUAAAUUUACUGAACUUGAAAAGUAUGUACAAAUGCUGAAACAUGAAAAUAAAAAAUUAAAUGACACACUACUUAAUCAAGGGCGAAAUAAUGAAGAAUUUGAGAAUCUGACUUUACAGAUUAAAGCUUUAGAAAGUGAAAAAUCUACUUUAGUCAAAGAGAAACUAAAUGCUAGAGACAGUGUUGUUGAUCUUGAAAAUCAAAUUACAAAGUUGUCAGACCAACUUCUUGAAGCUAAAACGGAAUUACAAUAUAUGAAAUCUCAGUUAGACGUACUCAAUCAAGAAAAAGCUGCUUUUGAGAUUAAUUUUAAAGCUGAAAAAGAAGGUGAGAUAAAUGUAUUGAAGUGUAAUUUGAUGGCUCAGCAAGAACAAUUUAACUUGUUAAAGAAAGAACACGAAGAUUUACAAGAUUUGAACAGCCUUUUAAAAGAGGAAGUGGACACUCUUAAACUUUCAUUGGAACAACCCAAAGAUGAUGCUGACUUAUCAGAUCUGAAUGUAUCUUUACAAGCAGACAUUGCGAAAUUAGAAACUAAGUUAUCUGCUUACAAACAAGAAAAUGCAUCUCUUUUGUCUGAAAUAAAAGAUGCACGAAACAAGUCCAAGGAAUUUGAUAGUUUAAUUGUUGAGUUUGAAGAUGCCAAAUCUAAAUUGGCUAGUUACAAGUCAGAAAAUACUGAACUGUUGAAUGAAAUGAAAGAAAUCAAUCAAGUAUUAAAAGAACGUGGUGAAGCCAUAUCCAAACUUCAAAAAGCUGUGUCUGAAAUGGAAAAGUUGGUUGAGACUUUAGAGAAGGACAGAGAAAAUAUGAAUCAAGAGAAAAUAGAAUUACUGAAAAAGAAUGAAGGGCUCCAAAGUGAUUUACAAACUGCAGAGCAAAAGUCAAAUGAAAAGACUGAAACUGCCAAUCAGUUAAAUGUAGAUGUGGAUAAUGCCAUGAAAGCUCUGUCUAAAAAAGAUGAAAUAAUAACAUCUUUAAAAGAAGAAAUUGAGAAACUGAAACAACAACAAAUGACAUCAGCUGAACUACCAAAUGAGGACAUGUCAACUUCAACUAUAUCUAAAGCAGAAGAACAUUCUCGAAUGAAAGAUUUAGAUGAAACCUUUGAAGAGAAGUACACUAAAUUAAGGAUAUUUGCUCUGAAGCUCAAGAAGAAACUGAAUGAGACUACAAGUCAGAUGCAACAGACAGAAAAAGACAAAGCCAAGCUUGAAAAGUUGCUAAGUGAAAGCAAAUCAGGUAACCAUGUAAAUGAAGUGGAUAGUCGUCAAACCGACAACACAACUCAUGCGGCUGAGAAUAAUGAACUAGAAGAAAAAGUCAAAUCUUUAACUGUUGCUCUAGAGGCAACGAAAAAUGUUACUUCUGAAUUAGACAAGUUAAAAGCGGAAUUAGCAUUGAAAACGCAACAACUGGCAACUGAAGUGGAAGCGCAUAAAGUAACUAAGGAUAAUCUGGAGAAAGCACGACGCGAUGUCAAGAAGAAAAACGUAUUGAGUCUCGAAAUGGAAGAUUACGAACGGUCGAUGAAGGAACUUUCGACAAAGAUGGAGGAGAGUAAGAAGAAAAUGAUGCAGAUGGAGUCGACAAUUGACACGCAAGAAGGAACAAUCACAGCAAUGCGAACGCAAAUAAAAUUACUAGAGGAACAAAUUAAAACUGAGGAGAGGCAAAACAGGAUUGUUAAGGAAGAGUUACAAAACGCUAUUGAAGAUGGAAAAGAAAAGGAUAAUCUGAUACAAGUGAAAAACACAAUCAUAUCUAAAUUGGAACAAGAUUUAGAAGACGAAAAGAGAAAGAAUGAAGAAUCUGAUUUAGAAAUGACGUCAAUACUAACCGACAAAGAAAAAGUUAUAAUGUCUCUAGGCGAAGAUAAGGCAGAACUUAACAACAAAGUAAAGAAAUUGGAAUUCAAAUGUUCUGAAUUGAAUGAAAAGUUAAGAAUUCUCAAUAUAGAAUUGGCGGAUUUGAAGACUGAGUAUACAAGUUACAAGGUUCGAGCUCAGGCCGUAUUGCGACAGAAUCAGACUGUGGAUCAUAGCCAAGAAGAGCAGCUAAAAGAAGAAGCGGCCGCUCUCAGAGCACAGAUAGAAAUACUAACAGCUAAACUUGCGACGGCUCAGGAGCAAAUAACAGAGAAGACAUCGGAAGUAGAGAGUACUAGGAGGCGAGCAGCGGAGGCUACGAAUGAGGCGGCGCGGGCGCAACAGAGAACUUCGCGACUACAGGCUGACCUCACUCGACUGUCACAGCAGAUUGAAACAGAGAGAACGCAGAAUAAGUUGCAAGUCUCCACACUAACACAAUGCUACAAAACUCAAAUGAGUGAAAUGGAAGCUAAGCUGCAGAAAGAAAUUGACUCGUUGAAUAAGCAGCUGGCGUCCGCUCAGGAAGCGAAGAAGUCUGGCAACGUCGCUAUACCUUCGCUUGAAGACGCCAACAGAAACGAGUACAUGUUGCCAGUUAUACCGAAGGAAGAAAGCAGCGAUGGCGAGAUGGAUAUCAAUGUUUCUAUGAUACCGAGGGAAGAAGGAGAGGGUUCUGAAUUUGCUCCGUCCCCGCCUCCGUCGAAGCCGUACCUCUCUGGAGGGGCUAGCGGCCGGUCCCCAGUACCAUUGGAACGACUGCUGGAAGAAGGUGUCCCCGACGACGAGGCUAUGGACACCUCCUCUUUUGCACUCACACCCGACCAGGAGAUCGCUGACCUCAAACGAAGGCUCCAAGCUCAACAACAGAGGGUGAAGCACGUGACGGUACUACUGUCGGAGUCGGAACGUGAAUGCGCUCGCAUGGCGCAGCUGAGUGAGCUGCUUAAGGCAGAGCUCCGGCGAGUGCGAGGAGCUACACAGAACGCACACAACACAGAAUACAUGAAAAACGUUACGCUUAAGUUCCUAACACUACCACCCGGCGACGAGCGCAGCCGGCUGGUACCAGUGCUGCAGAAGAUACUUACACUCACACAAGACGAGACGCAAAAAAUUAAUGCCGUUGCUAAGGGUAACAUUAAUUUAUUAAUCAUUAUUUUACUAUUUGACUUUGUAGUCGAGAUAAACCCUCGUGUCUGGGAUGCCGGGCAAGGAAUGAAGAUGUAUUGGGAAACUAAAUGCAACAACUUGUUUGGAUCCAAAUCCAGGGAAAGGGUGGGGAAGCUACCUUCCCUGGCCAGGAGGGAAAUAACAACAAAUCGAUAUUUAAACGUGUCUAACAAAAUAUGAUAGCCAUGCUCCAUGCUCCAAGCUCCAAUAGUGAAUUGUAAAUUAUCUGUGAUUCCAUUAUCGACGAAACAGUUUUCAUUAUUUCAGAACUCUUUGCAUUUAAGGCUAUAAUUUUUUGGCUAAGCGUAUCUUAUUGGAUAAUAAACUAUUAUAUUUUCAAAUGCUAUUCUUAAAUUUAUGGUGAUAUUUUACAAUUAUUUAUUUUAAUUUUUUAAAUAGCCAUAUGUAAAUAAGCAAUUGAGAGAUAAAUAUAGAUUUAUAUUAUAUUAUUCAUGUAGUUGUUAUUAAAAAGGUGGUCUGGGAAAGGAAAACACUAAAUCAGAUAUUCUAAAGGUAUUUGGUAAAAUGAUGUAAUAGAUUUAACAUAAUAGCAAUAAAUUAAUGUUUUUCUAAUGGUAUGAUAGCAUUAAUCGUUCAUUCCAAUCUUUUUAGCAUAACAAAAGUAAUAUUAAUUCCAGAAUGUGCAUUAUGUGAUAUAAUAGUAUUUUAUCUAUGGGCAAUUCACGUUUUAUAUUCAUUUCAAUGUACUUUUCUUUUUCUUUCGAUAUACGCAUAUUUAUUAUGUACGCUUUAAAGUGGAAACGAAUGCCAACAUUACAGCAAUAUUUAAUACACUCUCAAACAAUACGAGUUGCUAAAAUUAUAGAAUGAAACUUUUAAAAAAUAUACUUUAGGUGCUUUUAUAUAAUCAAGUGUCCGUCAGUUAGUCUCUAUUUUAACAUAGCUGCACAACCCUCCGUUCACCACGGUCGGCCAUUGAUGACAAACAAAAUGUACUUAAAAAAUGACGUAGUCUUGUCGGCUAUGUAGCCCAUUUUUUGUUUGUUGUCUGUAGCCGACAGAGGCGUACAAAAGGUUCUGGUCUACAGUUAACGAAUGAAACACUCUCCUAAUCAUAUCAGUGAUGUAUAUGCAACUGCGACACAGCGAGUAGAUGAAAUCAUAUCACGGAAAAUACAAAAUACUUAGCUUAUCACGCUGAUAUAAAUAUUAAUAUAAAUACAUACUAUAAAAUAUAUAUAAAGUUUAAGCAAAUUAUAAGUACCCAGUUAUAAUGCUUUUUAUACCUUAUUAAUGAUUUGUUAUGCAAAAUUAUUAUACACACACG